AUGGGAAACUGCAUGUUUAGAGGCUUUGCUGAGGUUAACGAAGUUAUAAAGGUAGUCACAUCCAACGGUGGUGUAAUGGAGCUCUACGGUCCGAUCACCGCCGAAUGCAUCACCAACGAAUUCCCGGGCCACGGCAUUUUCCGUGGUCCUGAUCACUUCUCGCCGCGUCUCCUCCACAGCGACGAGCUAGCCAUAGGUGAAUUGUACUAUCUCCUUCCAAUCAGACACCAACGUUCCCGAAUUGCACCAGACAACGAAGGUGACACCGUCCGCAUGCAAGGGGUCCGAUCGGUUGUUGCACCGUAUCGGAUGUCAUUCGAUAACAACGGUAUCUUCAGACGGGCCGAAACGGAGGUACUUACAAGGUAUAACAAUGCCGGGGUGUGGAAGGUGAAGCUUGUUAUCAGCCCGGAGCAGUUGACGGAGAUCCUCUCGCAAGAGGCUCGGACCGAGGCCUUGAUCGAAAGCGUUCGGACGGUCGCGAAAUGCGGAAGCGGAUACCCGUCAUCAUCGAGUUCUGAUCAGUGGAGCAUGGCCAGUAGUUGGAAGGGUACGUCUGAGAACGUGGGGUAG
Magnolia sinica is the source of this 573-nucleotide messenger RNA. RefSeq lists its product as uncharacterized. The record is from RefSeq and is a predicted model, not a curated record. Bases 1 to 573 code for a protein of 190 amino acids. The transcript has a single exon. Lineage: Eukaryota; Viridiplantae; Streptophyta; Magnoliopsida; Magnoliales; Magnoliaceae.